Messenger RNA from Gekko japonicus, 1764 nucleotides. Its product is annotated as chondroadherin-like. The record is from RefSeq and is a predicted model, not a curated record. NCBI's taxonomy places the organism in Eukaryota, Metazoa, Chordata, Lepidosauria, Squamata, Gekkonidae. Gene Ontology annotation, molecular function: protein binding. The coding region runs from base 1 to 1764 and encodes 587 amino acids. The transcript is spliced from 3 exons.
AUGGCUCAGUAUUGGAGCAAUAUCUUCAUGCUGCUGCUGCGGGCUCUGAUCUUUGCCCCCCAAGCACUUCUCCAUGGUUUCCAGUGUCCCAUCAGCUGCUCCUGCUCUUUCUCUGAAUGGUUUGUAAAAUGCUCCAAUGCCAGCUUGUCUUCUCUUCCCAGUGGUAUUCCGCACACCACAGUGGAACUUGACUUGCAGUUCAAUCAGUUCAACAGCUUGCGGGAAGACACUUUCCCAGAUUUGCUUGAGCUCAGCACUCUUUACCUUGGGAACAGCCAGGUGCGUCAAAUUGAGCCCGGAGCUUUCCAGGGUGUGAGGAAUUUGUACCAUCUCUAUCUGGACAACUGUCUCCUAGAAGAAAUCCCAGGAGGAGUGUUUGAAAAUUUGACUAAUCUAGCCUUCCUGCAUUUAGAGCAUAACUGCAUUGCUUACAUCUCACCAGGUGCAUUUUCCUCUUUGAAGCGAUUGAGCUCCCUGGAUCUGAGCUACAAUCGGUUGACUGAACUUUCAGACCAGGCCCUUAGGGGUCUCGAACAGCUACGCCAGCUUCACCUCAGCACUAACCUUAUUGCCAACUUGUCAGCCAGAGCCCUCCCGGGCAAGCUGCGCACUCUCUACCUUGACCAGAAUCAACUAGAUAAGGUGCCUGGCACCAUCCGCACCUCGACAACACUCUCCACCUUGCACUUGAGUGGCAACCACAUCUCGCAGCUGACCUCCCUUUCCUUUGGGCGGAAGCUUCGCUCUCUGAAGCAGCUGUUUUUGGAUAAUCUUGAUCUAAAAAAGAUUGCCACCUUAGCAUUCAAAAGGCUACGCAGACUCGAGGUCUUGAGCCUGAGAAACAACAGUUUGGAGUCACUGCCAUCUCUAGAAUCACUGAAAUAUCUCUCCAUUCUUUAUCUGACUGGAAACAAAUGGCAGUGUGAUUGCAACUUGAUCUGGCUACGUACCUGGCAGAAGAAAGCUAUGAGAAAAGAACGCAGCCUGGUGGAGUGCGGCUCCCCCAAGGCCCUUCAGGGACAACUCCUAGUGAAUACAGAGUUACAGAAACUGACUUGUCCUCCUUUUCAAAUUGAUUCUGCCUUCAACUCCUCUGCAAAUACUGCACUCAAGACCACUAUUCCACCCAAUGAAAGACUUCUACCACAAGCUACAACUGCACAGACUACUACUGCUGCUACUUUCACUACUUUAAUUACCAGCAGGAUCAUCUCCACAGCAAGAACAAGUACUCAAAAUAACUACCAUGUAUUAGAGAAAUACGAUCCCUGCCUACCUAACCACAUUAGCAGCAUCCACACACAGGAAAAGGGAGACACUGCUCUAGUAGUUACCUGGUCGUCCUCUGGGGACCAUGACCAGUUUGAAGUGCGCUGCAAGUCUGCUGUGGAUGAGCAAAUAUUGCGAGUGACUGGAGGGUUAACAGAGAUGGAGUUUCAUCAUCUACAACCAGGGACCGAGUACAGAAUAUGUAUCAUUCCCCAGAAUGACAACCUCUUGAAAUGUGUGGCUCCAACAGCCCAACAGUGCACAUCAGGACACACCAGAACCCACCCUGUACCUCAACACAGAAGUUUAGCCCUAGGAAUUGGUGUCACUGCUAGCAUUCUAGCACUGAUGGCCCUGCCCCUUUUUGCCUUUUAUAGACAGAGGUUCCAACAAAUCCAGUUCCGACGCUACUAUGAUGAAGACAGUCCAUCUUUUCAGUGCCAAGGUAUUCCACAGUCCAAGCUGACCACAGAGCCUGUCUAUGAGACCUUAUAG